This is a messenger RNA of Suricata suricatta (meerkat), 3725 nucleotides long. RefSeq names its product alanyl aminopeptidase, membrane (gene ANPEP). Gene Ontology annotation, molecular function: metalloaminopeptidase activity; zinc ion binding; peptide binding. NCBI's taxonomy places the organism in Eukaryota, Metazoa, Chordata, Mammalia, Carnivora, Herpestidae. Bases 336 to 3263 code for a protein of 975 amino acids. The record is from RefSeq and is a predicted model, not a curated record. Gene Ontology annotation, cellular component: cytoplasm. Gene Ontology annotation, biological process: proteolysis; peptide catabolic process. The transcript is spliced from 20 exons.
GCAGAUCGGCGCCACCCGACCCUGCCGCUCCCUCUGCCCGCGGCCUGCCCUUCGGCCCUCUUCCCCUGCAGCCUGAGACAGGACGCUGUUUGCCCCCUGCCCCCCGGCAGGCACUCCCAGCACAUGGUUCCUGGAUCUCACCCUCUCCGGAGCCUGAGCACCGGGGCGCCCCCACCAGCCCGCCGACCUUUGUCCGUCAGAACCCUGGUUAAUUUUUGCCCAGUCUGUGGGCUGCGGGCCUCCUCCCUCUCCCCCUCAGGGAUAUAAGUCUGGCCAGACGCUGCCCUUGCUCCUCGCCGUCCUGAAGCUCCCCCCGCCCCACCCCUGCCCUCACCAUGGCCCAGGGCUUCUACAUUUCCAAGCCUGUGGGCAUCCUGGCCAUCAUCCUGGGCGUGGGGGCCGUGAGCACCAUCAUCGCUCUGUCCGUGGUGUACUCCCAGGAGAAGAACAGGAACGCCGAGACCUCCACGGCAGCCCCCUCGACGGCCCCCUCCGCGGUCCCCCCCGGCCCCGUCACCACCACCACCACCACGGCGAGCACCUUGGACCCAACCAAGCCAUGGAACGUCUAUCGCCUACCCAAGACGCUGGUCCCCAAGUCCUACAAGGUGACGCUGAGGCCCUUCCUCACCCCCAACAAUCAGGGCCUGUACAUCUUCACGGGCACGAGCACCGUUCACUUCCAGUGCGUGAAGCCCACCGACGUCAUCCUCAUCCAUAGCAAGAAGCUCAACUACACCAACAGCCCCCAGGGGCACAUGGUGACCCUGCAGGCCCUCAACGGCUCCCAGCCCCAACCCGGCAUUGUCAAGACCGAGCUGGUGGAGCUCACCGAGUACCUGGUGGUGCACCUCAAGGAGCCGCUGGUGGCCGACGUCCUGUAUGAGAUGAGCAGCACGUUUCAGGGGGAGCUGGCCGACGACCUGGCGGGCUUCUACCGCAGCGAGUACACGGAGAACGGGGUCAAAAAGGUGCUGGCCACAACGCAAAUGCAGGCUACAGAGGCCCGGAAAUCCUUCCCGUGCUUUGACGAGCCCGCCAUGAAGGCCACAUUUAACAUCACCAUCAUCCACCCCAAGGACUUGGUGGCCCUGUCCAACAUGCUGCCCAAAGGCCCUGGCGUCCCGCUUCCUGAAGAUGGAAACUGGACCGUCACCGAGUUUGAGACCACACCCGUCAUGUCGACUUACCUGCUGGCAUACAUCGUCAGUGAGUUCAGACAAGUGGAGAGAACAGCACCCAGUGGCGUCCUGAUCCGGAUCUGGGCCCGGCCUAGUGCCAUCAACCAGGGCCAUGGCAAUUACGCCCUGAAUGUGACAGGCCCCAUCCUAGACUUCUUUUCCCAACAUUAUGACACACCCUACCCACUCAGCAAAUCGGACCAGAUUGCCUUGCCUGACUUCAACGCCGGCGCCAUGGAGAACUGGGGGCUGGUGACCUACCGGGAGAGUGCGCUGCUGUAUGACAGGCAGUCCUCUUCCAGCGGCAACCAGGAGCGGGUGGUCACAGUGAUCGCUCACGAGCUGGCCCACCAGUGGUUUGGGAACCUGGUGACCUUGGAGUGGUGGAAUGACCUGUGGCUGAACGAGGGCUUUGCCUCCUACGUGGAGUACCUGGGUGCCGACCACGUGCAGCCCACCUGGAAUCUGAAGGACCUCAUGGUGCUGAACGACGUGUACCGCGUGAUGGCUAUCGAUGCCCUGGCCUCCUCCCACCCUCUGUCCACUCCUGCCUCGGAGAUCAACACGCCAGCCCAGAUCAGCGAGGUGUUUGAUUCCAUCUCCUACAGCAAGGGAGCCUCCGUCCUCAGGAUGCUCUCCAGCUUCCUGACCGAGGACCUGUUUAAGAAGGGAGUCGCGUCCUACCUGCACACGUUUGAAUACGGGAACACCAUCUACCAGGACCUGUGGGAGCACCUGCAGCAGGUUGUGGACAAACAGUCGGUUGUCCAAGUGCCUCACAAAGUGAAUGACAUCAUGGACCGCUGGAUCCUGCAGAUGGGCUUCCCCGUCAUCACCGUGGACACCCGGACAGGCACCCUCUCCCAGCAGCACUUCCUCCUUGACCCCAACUCCACCGUCACCCGCCCCUCCCCGUACAACUACCUGUGGAUCAUCCCCAUCUCUUCCAUCAAAAAUGGCGCGGUGCAGCCGACCCACUGGAUGCCGGGCGUCGAACAAAGCCAGAGCGACCUGUUCAAAGCCGCAGCUAACGAGUGGGUUCUGCUGAACCUCAACGUGACGGGCUACUACGUGGUGAACUAUGACGGUGGCAACUGGGAGAGGAUCCUGGGUCAGCUGCAGACAGACCCGUUGGUCAUCCCUGUCAUCAAUCGGGCUCAAGUCAUCCACGACGCCUUCAACCUGGCGAGUGCCCAAAAGGUCCCUGUCACUCGGGCGCUGAACACCACUCUCUUCCUGAUCCGAGAGACUGAGUACAUGCCGUGGGAGGCCGCCCUGAGCAGCCUCAGCUACUUCAAGCUCAUGUUCGACCGCUCUGAGGUCUACGGCCCAAUGAAGAGAUACCUAAAGAAACAGGUCACACCCCUCUUCGAUCAUUUCGAACGCGUCACCCAAAACUGGACGAUUCACCCACAGAACCUCAUGGACCAGUACAGCGAGAUUAACGCGGUCAGCACCGCCUGCUCCUACGGGGUUCCUAAGUGUGAGAAGCUGGCCUCAGAUCUUUUCGCCCAGUGGAAGAAUAACCCCCAGAAUAACCCGAUCCACCCCAACCUGCGGUCCACCGUGUACUGCACCGCUGUCGCCCAGGGCGGCGAGGACGAGUGGAACUUUGUGUGGGAGCAGUACCGCAAGGCCGAGCUGGUGAACGAGGCAGACAAGCUCCGGGGAGCCCUGGCCUGCAGCACCCAGGUCUGGAUCCUGAACAGGUUCCUGAGUUACACCCUGGACCCUAACCUCAUCCGGAAACAAGAUGUCACCUCCACUCUCAGCAGCAUCUCUAGCAACGUCAUCGGACAAACGCUGGUCUGGGACUUUGUCCAGAGCAACUGGAAGAAACUGUUUCAGGACUACGGUACUGGCUCUUUCUCCUUCUCCAACCUCAUCCAGGCGGUGACCCGACGAUUCUCCUCUGAGUUCGAGCUGCAGCAGCUGGAGCAGUUCAAGAAGAACAACAUGGACACGGGCUUCGGCUCAGCCACCCGAGCUCUGGAGCAGGCCCUGGAGAAGACCAAGGCCAACAUCAAGUGGGUGAAAGACAACAAGGAGGCGGUGCUCCAGUGGUUCACCGAGAACAGCUAAGAGUCCUUGGUCCCCGCAGUCACCCGGCCCCCAUGUGAGACGUCUGUAUGUAUCUGUCCCAGUGGCCCUCUGCAGGGCCCCUUUCCUGGAGCCUGAGGCAAUGGUGUCCUCGCCCCAGGGACAGAGUCUCUGGCCCCCAUUUUUUCCACUGCGCCCACGGGGCCGCUCCCGUUCCUGAUGGCCAGACUGCCCAAGCACCUCUUGGUCCUUGCCCCUCCUACCAACUCACACCCCAGGCCUGGCACGGUGUCCGUCACCCAGGGCCCUGGGGCUGAUCUCAGGGAAGCCCAGCUCUGGGGCCAGAUGAGCCAAAGCCCUUGGUGGAUGAUGGAUGGCCUUAGGGGACACCCUUGUGCCCUCUCUCACCUUCCCAUAAAGUUCCCAGACCUGAGGAGUCAACAGGGCACAAGAUCUAUAUAUUUUUUUCUAAGAGAAAAUGUAAAUAAAGGAUUUCUAGAUCAA